Girardinichthys multiradiatus is the source of this 654-nucleotide messenger RNA. RefSeq names its product protein unc-119 homolog. Gene Ontology annotation, biological process: positive regulation of protein tyrosine kinase activity; visual perception; nervous system development. Bases 1 to 654 code for a protein of 217 amino acids. Gene Ontology annotation, cellular component: spindle midzone; centrosome; intercellular bridge. The record is from RefSeq and is a predicted model, not a curated record. Gene Ontology annotation, molecular function: lipid binding. The transcript is spliced from 7 exons. NCBI's taxonomy places the organism in Eukaryota, Metazoa, Chordata, Actinopteri, Cyprinodontiformes, Goodeidae.
AUGUCCCAAAAGCCAGAUGAUGCUCCUGAAAUUCAAGACAUCAUUGAAUAUGACACCAGCAGAUUUAUCCAGUACCACUUCUCUCCUGCUUUUCUGGCUCUCCGAGAGAUUGGAGCUACGUCGGAGUUCACAGUGGGCAGCAAAGCUCUUAACCGCUUCCGUCUGAUUGAAAGACAUUUUUUCAAAAACUUGCUUCUUAAAACCUUUGACUUUGAGAUCGGCUUCUGCAUUCCACACAGCAGGAACACCUGUGAGCACAUCUACAGCUUACCUGACCUGGAGCCAAAUAUUGUGGAGGAAAUGAUUGCCAGCCUGUUUGAGACUUGCUCGGACAGUUUUUACUUCGUCAACAACAAGCUGAUCAUGCAUCACAAAGCAGAGUAUUCCUUUAGUCCACAAACACAAGGGGUCUCCCUGGUUCCGGUGCCUCGGCGCACUGGCUCCAAUGAAACCACGUGUCUCCUUUGCCCUUCAGCCUCACUGUGUGGGAUGUCCUCUCGGUCACCUGCUCGUAUGGUGUAUCCUGUGGUUGAGUUCACUGAACACCUGAUUGACAUCAAAGCAAGAGGGGCUGCUCUGCUCUGCAGCUCCACUACUCUCUCUAAGGUCAACUGUUCUCUUACUUCCUCCUCUUCAGCCACCAUCCUCAUCUGA